CGGGCCCACGUGGCCCGCCCUGCCCCUCCCCCCGUCAUGGAGCCCAGCCGAGACCACCCCCUCUUCGGCGGCGCCUUCUCCGCCACCCUGCCGGCCGGGGCGCAGGACGUCAGCGACCUGAGACCGGUCCCCGACAACCAGGAAGUUUUCUGUCACCGCGGGACGGAGCAGAGCCUCAUCCUGGAGCUGCUGGAAUUGCAGGACCACGUGCGAGGGGAGCGGGCCGCCAGGUUCCACUUUGAGGACGUCGGGGGGGCUGCAGGGGGCCGAGGAAGCGGGCCGGGGCAGGUGGAGUCCGUGCGACCCCUCCCCCUGGACGCCCUGGCCCUGCAGGGCUGCUCGGAGGCGUGGCUCCUUACCGGACACCAGCGAGUGGCCAAGGAACACGAGGAGGUAGAGAAAGACGUGACCCUGCAUCAAGUCCUGCUUCGCCUGCCCCAGCACGGGACGGACCUGCUGCUGACCUUCAACCAGCCCUUCCCUGAGGACGGCUUGACGGUCCCGCUCCCUCAGACCCCUCCAGCCUGGACGCUGCAAGACUUGGAGCUGCUGGUGACCAGCCUCCGGCUCCUGGAUCCCGCCAUCUUCGGCCCUCAGCGAGGCCCGUGAGGGAUCCCCCCCCCCAGCUCUUCACGCCCCCCCCCC
Molecule: messenger RNA, 645 nt
Organism: Ornithorhynchus anatinus (platypus)
Lineage: Eukaryota; Metazoa; Chordata; Mammalia; Monotremata; Ornithorhynchidae
Gene: RANGRF
Product: RAN guanine nucleotide release factor
Biological process (GO): regulation of sodium ion transmembrane transporter activity; regulation of membrane depolarization; protein import into nucleus
Cellular component (GO): nucleus
Molecular function (GO): sodium channel regulator activity; transmembrane transporter binding; small GTPase binding
Source: RefSeq, a predicted model, not a curated record